UUUCCAUGUCGUGCCAGAAAGAAUUCCUGCCAGAUCCAGUACAUUUCCACGUAGAGAACACGAGUAGCAAUCAAGGGCACCAACCUCUCUGCAGACUAGACUGACUUCUCACAUGCACGGAUUGAAUCAUGCCGGAACAAGCUACCAGCUACGCCCCACAAAUGGAGCGCGAUCUCUGGUUGCUGUCGGCAACGCUCGCCGUCGUCACGCUGCUCUACUACGCCAGCCUAAGACACCGUUCCGGCGCUGCACGGCGGCCGCCGCCCGGCCCUAGGCCACUCCCACUCAUCGGCAACCUCCUCUCCCUCCGCGGCAACCUCCACCACACGCUCGCGCGCCUCGCCCGCGCCCACGGCCCCGUCAUGCGCCUCCGGCUGGGGCUCUCCACGGCCGUCGUCAUCUCCUCGCCCGACGCGGCGAGGGAGGCGUUCACGAGGCACGACCGCCGCCUCGCCGCGCGCGCCGUCCCGGACACCGCCCGCGCCCUCGGCUUCUCGGCGCGGUCCAUGAUCUGGCUGCCGAGCUCCGACCCGCUCUGGAGGACCCUGCGCGGCAUCGUCGCGACGCACGUCUUCUCCCCGCGCGGCCUCGCGGCGGCGCGCGGCGUCCGCGAGCGCAAGGUCCGCGACCUGGUGAGCUACAUCCGUGGGCGCGCCGGGCGGGACGUCGACGUCGGCCAGGCCGUGUACGGCGGCGUGCUCAACCUGGUGUCGAGCGCCUUGUUCUCCGACGACGUGGUCGACGUGGGCGCCGAGUCUGCGCAGGGGUUGCGCGGGCUCGUGGAGGAGCUCGUCGAGCUGGUCGCGAAGCCGAACGUCUCGGACCUUCUCCCUCUGCUCCGGCCGCUGGACCUGCAAGGAUGGCGGCGCCAGGCGACCGGACGCUUCGAGAAAGUCUUCCGCGUCCUUGACGGCAUGAUCGACCGCAGGUUGGCCGAGGCUUCCUCUCAGGACAAGCGCGGCGACUUCCUCGACAUCCUCGUGGAGCUCAUGGCCGCGGGCAAGAUCGCGCGCGACAACGUGACGACCAUCCUGUUCGACGUGUUCGCCGCCGGGAGCGAUACGAUGGCGAUCACCGUGGAGUGGGCGAUGGCCGAGCUGCUCCGCAACCCGGGCGCCAUGGCCAAGCUGCGCGCCGAGAUCGAGGGCGCUCUCGGGAGCAAGGAAGCUGUCGAGGAGGCCGACGCGGCGAGCCUCCCUUACCUCCAGGCCGUGGUGAAGGAGGCCAUGCGGAUGCACCCCGUGGCGCCGCUGAUGCUGCCGCACCGGGUCGUGGAGGACGGCGUCGAGAUCGGAGGCUACGCCGUGCCAAAGGGCUGCGCGGUGAUCUUCAACACGUGGGCGAUAAUGCGCGACCCGGCGUCGUGGGAGAGGCCGGACGAGUUCGUCCCGGAGCGUUUCUUGGGCAUUGAGAGCAAGGUAGACUUCCGGGGGAAAGACUUCGAGUUCAUCCCGUUCGGGUCCGGCCGGAGGUCGUGCCCCGGCCUGCCGAUGGCCGAGCGCGUGGUGCCGCUCAUACUGGCGUCGCUGCUCCACGCGUUCGAGUGGCGCCUGCCGGACGGCGUGGCCGCCGGGCGGUUGGACGUGAGCGAGAAGUUCACCACCGCCAACGUCUUGGCCGUCCCUCUCAAGGCCGUGCCCGUCGUCAUCGCCUAGUUACUGCAUGCAGUCUGGCGUGUGCUUAGAAUCGACAGCAGUAUGCCAUAGAUGUAGUCUGCUUCUGCAGAUGGUAGAAAUGGGCAAUUGAAAGGCGCAAAUAAUGCCACUUCGAUCAUCACUUCAAUGGCAUUUGCGAUUUGGCAUGUGUGCACCGACAAAUCCAAUGAUCACUUGUUCCUAUCAUGUCCGCUGAGAAAUACUACUAUUAUA
Setaria italica (foxtail millet) is the source of this 1868-nucleotide messenger RNA. RefSeq names its product cytochrome P450 76M5. Bases 129 to 1655 code for a protein of 508 amino acids. Gene Ontology annotation, molecular function: iron ion binding; monooxygenase activity; oxidoreductase activity, acting on paired donors, with incorporation or reduction of molecular oxygen. The transcript has a single exon. Lineage: Eukaryota; Viridiplantae; Streptophyta; Magnoliopsida; Poales; Poaceae. The record is from RefSeq and is a predicted model, not a curated record.